UAGGUGGAUCUGACUGCAGUGACAGCCAUCAGCUCUAAAUUUUUUGUUUCUCGGUGAAAGUCAAAGAAAGUCACUGAUUGUUAUUUAAUUAAUUGCUUGAUUAAGAAUAAAAAUAUUAACAAAAUGUCUGCUAUUGAUCCACCAUUGAGAACUCCGUUCAAUGUUUCACCUUUUAUUAGGUUUAGUCGAUGGGCUCUUUUCUUCUCUGGUAUUGCUUGGGGUGUCCACCGGCAAAGAGUCAACCAAAAAACCGAAAAUGACUACAGAGAGUUCAUCGAGAAGAUGAAACCAAUUUGGAUGGAAAAUAAAGCUAGAAUUAUGGCUGAACGAUCAAGAGAGGAACUUCUCAAUGUUGCUGGUCAAAUCAACCAUCCUGUUCCAAGUAAUUUCGAUGAAGCAUACCCAUCAAAUAAAACUAAACCUGCAAUUGAUCCUGAGUUAUUAUCUGAAAAUGCACUGGCUGCUUACAAAAAAGGAAAAGGUGCUGAAAUCCUCAAAAAAGCCGAGUCCUACAAACUAUGAGUUGAUUUAUUUCUUGGCCGAGUCUUAGUUACUAUCCAAUAAGAAUUGUAUAGAGAAUAAUAAAAUAAAAUUAACCCGGUAAAUAAA
Messenger RNA from Tetranychus urticae (two-spotted spider mite), 609 nucleotides. It is a transcript of the gene ATPsynE, whose product is annotated as ATP synthase, subunit E. Gene Ontology annotation, biological process: proton motive force-driven ATP synthesis. The record is from RefSeq and is a predicted model, not a curated record. NCBI's taxonomy places the organism in Eukaryota, Metazoa, Arthropoda, Arachnida, Trombidiformes, Tetranychidae. Gene Ontology annotation, molecular function: proton transmembrane transporter activity.